AUGUCAAAUAGGGGGCCUUGGAUAUCUAGACGACUAAGUUGGCUUCUUAGGCACGGGGACCCGAAAAUUACCAACCUAAUAUUUCGUCCUGAUGGAUAUGUCGAUAUUAAAGAUAUUUUAAGGUUUAUUAAAGGCUUAGAACUAGAAGAUAUUUUACAAAUAGUCAAAGAUGAUUGUAAGCAACGAUAUUCUGUAUGUAAAAUUGGAGAUAUUUUAUAUAUUAGAGCAAACCAGGGACAUUCCUUAAAUUUCAUCCAAGAUGAUCUCUUAUUAAGUCCAAUACUAAUUUCACAAUUAAAAUCUUUCCAGGAUAGAAUAAUUGUUCAUGGUACAUAUAUCAAAAAUUGGGAAUUGAUAUUUAAUAGUGGAUUAAAGAGAAUAGGUAACCGUCAACAUAUUCACUUUAUUCCUCUGAGUAAACUUGAAAUAGAACCAUCUAGACCAGACUUUGAAAUUAAGAUGACAAAUAACGAAUAUACAAAUAUUGACUUAUUAGUUAGCUAUUUAAAAGGUUAUAAAUGCACUAAAGUAUGUGGUAUUAGGCCUGCAUGUGAAGUACUGAUAUUUAUUGAUAUUUAUAGUAUUUUAAAUGAAAGCAAAGAUAUAAAAUUCUUUUGUUCAUCAAAUAAUUUAGUUUUGACUAGAGGAGAUUCUGAGGGUAUAUUAGAUCCAAACUUUUUUAUACUGACGAUUGAUCUAUUAAAUGGAUUUGUUCUACACAAUAAAUUAAAUAAAUCCUGUUUAGAAUGGCCAUUAAUAACCUUUUUAUCUAAAUUUUUGUUAGGAAAUGGAAAUAUAAAUAAUAUAGGAUAA
Molecule: messenger RNA, 813 nt
Organism: Cryptosporidium muris RN66
Lineage: Eukaryota; Apicomplexa; Conoidasida; Eucoccidiorida; Cryptosporidiidae
Product: RNA 2'-phosphotransferase, Tpt1 / KptA family protein
Exons: 1
Coding region: 1-813 (270 amino acids)
Biological process (GO): tRNA splicing, via endonucleolytic cleavage and ligation
Molecular function (GO): tRNA 2'-phosphotransferase activity
Source: RefSeq, a predicted model, not a curated record